Cylicostephanus goldi is the source of this 716-nucleotide messenger RNA. The record is from the annotation of a GenBank genome assembly. Lineage: Eukaryota; Metazoa; Nematoda; Chromadorea; Rhabditida; Strongylidae.
AUGGAUACCGUGAGAAGAAAUCCUGAUGCCAAUGUAGAUGAUAUUCAGUCAGAAUUUGACUACCAAAGUGAAGUCGAGCGAAGAAAAAAGAAACGAAAUGAUUUACUGGAGAAAGACUUCAGUUCACUGGAGAAGAGACCUGGCAGGAAAGAGGCAAAAGCAUGGUUUCAAGAAGAGCACGGUCGUAUGCAUAGUGAAGUCGAGCGCAGAAAGAAGAAACGAAAUGAUUUACUGGAAAAAGACUUCAGUUCUUUGGAGAAGAAACCUGGCAGAAAAGAGGCAAAAGCAUGGUUUCAAGAAGAGCAUGGUCGUAUGCAUAGACAAAUAACUCGGAUGAUGGCAAUGGAUGCAUAUUCUCGGCAUAAAGAACUUAUCAACUUGUACUAUCUUUCUCAUCCGGGUGCCACGAAUAUACUGCAACGUGAUACAAGCAGAGAUCGCACGGACUAUGAUGUUCUUAAGGAUAAUCACAAAUUCCUAUGGACUGAUGCAGAUGAAGCUGCUGUGGCAACUAAAUACUGUAUCGUCGAUCUCACUUACUUCAAAAAGAAUAAGAUUGCAAUGAGAUGGAGGACGGAAGCAGAAGUCCGUUCUGGUAAAGGGCAGUUCAUUUGUGGUGCUAAAAAAUGCCCUUCUCAAGAAGCCUUGGCUAGCUGGGAGGUAUGUGCUGCUUUCUCACAUGCAACACCAUCAUAUAUUAUAACAAUAGCAUAACA